AGAAGCUUCUAUUCUUUGUCCCCACUUACCCUUACAUUUAUUUCUUUCAACAUACCUACUUCUAUCCCUUUCUCUCUCUAUGCAACCGCGGCACGCUCAUCAAUGCCUUCAUACAUUUGCCUUCCUAUGUUCAGAGGCUUCUCAUAUGGGAGGGGAAGUGCAAUUUCCCUCCCUAUGUGAAUGACAAGAGAUUUUAUCCUUGUGGAGUGGGUCUUUCUCAAAGGGUAGGUUGAUAAGGAUCCAACAAGGAAAAAAAGGGAGCAAAUCCCCUCAUCUCCUUUCUUUAUUUUAUCACACGGCCCCAUACCUUUAACAUCUUGUCAUUUGUUUCCUAGUCCUUGGUCUUUAGCUCUCCAUUGCAGGAUUUAACCAAGACUGGAGGGAGCUGGAGAAGAACAGGCGGUUUACAUUGUUCUGCAUUUCAUUCUCCUCCGCGCCUUGAUAAGUAGAGCCAGUUCUUGACCAUAAGCCCCUAGCCACAGCACAAUGCCGGAGACAAACUCAACAAGCUCUCUCAGUAUGGAAGUGGGAAUAGAUAUACACAAAGUCAGCUUGCCUCCACCGAAAAGUACCCUGCAGCGCUUGAAAGCUAAGAUUAAGGAGACCUUCUUCCCGGAUGACCCACUUCGCCAAUUCAAAGGGCAGUCAUGCGGCAGAAAAUGGAUCCUUGCCCUUCAAUAUUUCUUCCCCAUCCUCCAAUGGGGACCUAACUAUAGCUUUAAGCUGCUUAAGUCUGAUAUCAUCUCCGGUCUUACCAUAGCAAGUCUUGCCAUUCCGCAGGGCAUUAGCUACGCCAAGCUUGCGAAUCUGCCACCAAUAAUUGGCUUGUACUCUAGUUUUGCCCCACCCUUGGUGUACGCGGUGUUCGGAAGUUCGAGGGAUCUUGCUGUUGGUCCUGUGUCGAUUGCAUCUUUGGUACUUGGUUCCAUGCUUAGAGAAGAAGUCUCCCCAACAAAAGAUCCCCUCUUGUUUCUUCAACUUGCUUUCACUACGACGUUCUUUGCGGGUGUUUUCCAAGCUUCUUUAGGCCUACUAAGAUUGGGUUUCAUUAUAGAUUUCCUGUCCAAGGCAACUCUGAUAGGGUUCAUGGCCGGAGCUGCAGUCAUAGUAUCUCUCCAGCAGCUAAAGAGCCUCCUUGGUAUCACAAAUUUCGCUAAAGAAAUGGCAAUUGUCCCUGUCAUGAGCUCGGUGUUUCACAGGAGAGAUGAGUGGUCCUGGCAAACUAUCCUUAUGGGAUUCUGUUUCUUGGUUUUUCUCAUUGGUGCCAGGCAAAUAAGCUUGAGAAGGCCAAAGUUAUUUUGGGUGUCAGCGGCCGCUCCGUUAGCAUCAGUAGUUAUAUCAACAGUGGUGGUCUUCGCGUUCAAAGCUGAGAAGCAUGGCAUAAGCAUAAUUGGACACUUGCAAGCAGGGCUGAACCCUCCUUCUUGGGACUUGCUGCACCUCCACGACCGUUACUUAUCGCUUGUUGUCAAAACCGGAAUAAUGACGGGCAUCGUUUCACUCACUGAAGGGAUUGCUGUUGGCAGGACGUUUGCUUCGCUCAAGAACUACAAGGUUGAUGGUAAUAAAGAAAUGAUGGCCAUCGGAUUAAUGAACAUGGUUGGGGCUUGCACCUCCUGCUACGUCACAACAGGCUCAUUCUCGCGAUCAGCCGUGAACCACAACGCAGGCUGCAAAACUGGACUGUCCAACAUAGUGAUGGCAGUGACGGUCAUGGUGACCCUCCUCUUCCUCAUGCCUCUCUUCCUCUACACGCCGAACGUAGUGCUGGGCGCCAUCAUCGUCACCGCAGUGAUAGGCCUCAUGGACUACCAGGCCGCCUACCUCAUCUGGAAGGUGGACAAGCUCGACUUCGUCGUCUGCUUGAUUGCGUUCUUUGGCGUCAUCUUCAUAUCUGUUCAGGCGGGUCUAGCGAUUGCAAUAGCCAUCUCCAUAUUCAAGAUACUUCUUCAUGUCACGAGGCCCAGAACGGUUGCACUUGGGCGGAUACCCGGGUCUGAUAUCUACCAGAACAAGGACAACUAUAAGGAGGCCGUGAACGUGCCAGGGUUUCUGAUCCUUCGAGUCGAGUCUCCCAUCUACUUUUCCAGCUCUUCUUAUUUGCAAGAAAGAAUAAUGAGGUGGGUGGAAGAUGAAGAAGAGAACUGCAAACAGAAGCAUGAGCGCCUACAAUUCAUCGUAUUAGACAUGUCUGCCGUGACAACAAUGGACACGAGCGGUAUCUCAAUGCUCACGGAAUUAAGAAAAUCCAUAGACAAGAGAGGCCUUCAGUUUGUGUUGGCUAAUCCAGUGGGAGAAGUGACGGAGAAGCUCCAGAGGGCAGACUUGCUGCAGAGUUUUGGUGUGGAUGGCUUGUUCUUGACAGUUGGUGAAGCCGUUGUUUCCCUGUCCUCGACUUGGAAAGGACAGCCAUGAAGAAAGUUGCUCCGUGUCCUUCCAUUCGAUGGCCCAAAACUGAAGGAGGUUCCGCUAGUCCCGAACUUGUGCGACGAUCUGCUGAUCCACAAUUCAAAUGUCUGGGAUCAACCAAUGGCCUUGUAAUUCAAGUUAUCAAGUCUAGCAUGUGUAACAAGUUUCUUUUCCCACUAUCAUGUUCCUUCUUCGUUUC
Messenger RNA from Nymphaea colorata (pocket water lily), 2608 nucleotides. RefSeq names its product probable sulfate transporter 3.3. The record is from RefSeq and is a predicted model, not a curated record. Gene Ontology annotation, molecular function: secondary active sulfate transmembrane transporter activity. Gene Ontology annotation, cellular component: membrane. The transcript has 13 exons. The coding region runs from base 487 to 2415 and encodes 642 amino acids. Gene Ontology annotation, biological process: transmembrane transport. Lineage: Eukaryota; Viridiplantae; Streptophyta; Magnoliopsida; Nymphaeales; Nymphaeaceae.